AUGUCUGACAAGAAGAAAAUGGAGACCGGGAAGGUUGGCUCCUUCCCUCGCACCUACCAGGAGCUGUGUCACGACCUCAGCGUCGUUUUCAACUUCCCCCGUCCGGUCAACCGCCACAUCUCUGCUCCCCAGCUUGGAGAGAACAACGUCCCCAACACCGGGCCGCGCAAUGUUGUUGCGGACGCCCAGGGGCAGAACGAGGACGCCAUUGAUGGCUUUGACGAGCCGCUGGUUGCUGUGGAGGUGGUGCAGGAGCCGGAGGAGGAGAACGAGUCUGAUGACCAGGAGCAGUUUGUGGUUCGUGUUGCUGGCGGGCAGAUUGGGGACCACGCUCGUCACCACGCGUUCGAUGGGGCUGCUGAGUUCGCUGAACGCGUUGCUCGUGCCGUGAUGCCAGUCAUCCGCCGCAUCCGCCGCACCUCUUCGGCCCCCGCUAACGCGUGCCACCAGGAGAAGCGCCGC
This is a messenger RNA of Mesorhabditis spiculigera, 462 nucleotides long. The record is from the annotation of a GenBank genome assembly. NCBI's taxonomy places the organism in Eukaryota, Metazoa, Nematoda, Chromadorea, Rhabditida, Rhabditidae.